Molecule: messenger RNA, 734 nt
Organism: Pocillopora verrucosa
Lineage: Eukaryota; Metazoa; Cnidaria; Anthozoa; Scleractinia; Pocilloporidae
Source: RefSeq, a predicted model, not a curated record
UGUAUCUUGGUGAACUUGCCAGAAUCGUUUGCAUGGACCUGGUCGAAAAGAAACUCCUCUUCAAAGGGCAAGUUACAGAAAAAUUCAGGAGAAAAACAGUUUCCCUGCUGAGUUUGUGUCUCUGGUUGAAAGUCGAGAAGGGCACAAGAUAGAGGAGGUGUUAAAAGCAAUGGAAGUAGCGAAACAAGCCUCAGAAUCUGACAUCGAAAAUUUGCAGCGAGUUUGUGCUGCAGUAUCCCUGAGGGCUGCUAAAGUAGCUGCAGCAGGGGUGGCCACAAUUGUCAAGAAAACCGGUAACUACACGACUACGAUCGCCGCUGAUGGAAGCCUCUUUAAGAGACACCCACAGUUCAAGAAUUACAUGCAAGAGACUCUCGCUGAAAUUUUGCCGGAAGCCGACAUCACCUUGAUGCUAUCUGAAGAUGGUUCAGGAAAAGGAGCAGCACUCAUUGCUGCUGUUGCAUCACAAAUGAAAAAACACUGAGUUGUAUCAUCUUUUGUAAUCGAAUAGGAGUCAGAUAAGACAUUAAGCCAGCGGUAUCACUACAAUGGUACAUGCUUAUUAAAUUAAAAGUUUUAGAGACAGUAGCUCAGCCUCGCAUUGGCGUUAUGGUUCAAUUUUAACCUUAGAUUUAAUUUUGUUUUUCUUUGUUUCCACGGAUGAGAUCAGGAAUUGUACGUCCGUUUGUCCGUGUCCUAACACAAAAGUCUCUAAUAAACAGACUGAAAAAUUA